Molecule: messenger RNA, 2028 nt
Organism: Paramecium sonneborni
Lineage: Eukaryota; Ciliophora; Oligohymenophorea; Peniculida; Parameciidae
Source: the annotation of a GenBank genome assembly
AUGAAUUUUAUAAAUAGUGAUCCUUUGAUUCUCACCAAAAUAGCAAAUUAAUAAUAAGAAAUCAAACAAUAUGAGAUUGAUGUAUGGAAUAACUUAAAAGGGAUGUUAAUCAAAACAAAAAUCCAAAUCAUAUUUAAAGACCAUAAAAUCUAAUAUUUAAAAGAUGGAGUAAUUUUAAGAAUGUAAAUGGAUAAAUAUAUAUAGAUAAUAAGAUUCUGAUAAUGAACAAAAUCCAGAAAUCUUAAAUAAUAUGGAAUAGAUUAAAUAUCUCGUUUGGUUUGACUAAUGUGAAUUGCAAUAAAAUAAAAAUAGUAAAUUGGUUGCUUUUUGGAAUGGAGAAAUCAUUUAAAAAGUUGGUGGUUAUCGUUAGAAUGGGUAAAAACAAGGAUUAUGGAAAGAAAUAAUCUAAUAUUAUUGGGAGUAAAUUUGAUAUUUAUCAUAAUAAUUAGUAAAGCUUAAGUUUUUGAAGUAGGAUAAUACUAUAAUAAUUAGAAAAUUUAUAAAUGGAAUUAUAUAUAUAAAAAUAAUAAGAUGUAAUCAUUCUAUUAAAUUAGUUGAGUGGUGGGGGAUAAUAUAAUUUACAAGGUCAAAAAUGUGGAAAAUGGAUUGAUCUGGAUGAAGGAUUUUGUGGUAGUGAAGUCUCUAAAUUAAUAACUUAUAAUGGUGAAUAUAAUAAGAAGGGCAUUAAAAUAGGGAUAUGGGAUAUUAUGUUUAAGGUGGAAUACGAGUAAGAUUUUAAAUAAAUGUAAAUAUUUUAGAUUAAUAUUCUAGUGGUGGCGGAUUAUAUGAUCAUAAGGAAGGUUUAAAGAUUGGGAGAUGGGUAGAUUUAUGGGAGGGCUUUUGGAGCAUGGCUUAAAUAAUUUAUAAAGGUGAAUAUAAUGUGAAUGGUGUUAAGGUAGGGAGAUGGGAUAUUUUUUUUUGUAUAUUUGAUGAAAAAGAAUUUAAAUAAAUGUAAAUAUUAACAUUAGAAUAUAUGUUAGUGGCGGUGGAUCAUAUGAUAAUUAAUAAGGAUUAAAAAUUGGAAGAUGGGUAGAUUUAUGGGAAAGUUUUUGGAUAAUGGCUAAAAUUACUUAUAAUGGUGAAUAUAAUAUGAAGGGUCUUAAAAUUGGUAGAUGGGAUAUUAUGUAUAAAGCGGAACACGAGAUGUAUUUUAAAUUAAUGUAUAUAUUUAAAUAUGAAUAAUAAUAUGUUAGUGGUGGUGGUUCACAUGAUAGUGAAUAAGGAUAGAAGAUUGGGAAAUGGGUAGAGUUGUGGGAAGGUUUUUGCGACUUUGCUAAAGUCACUUAUUCUGGUGAAUAUAAUAUGAAGGGCGCUAAAAUAGGCAGAUGGGAUAUAAUGCACUGCAAGAGUAAAGAAUAUGAAUUAGUGUAUAUAUUUUAUUUAAAAUUAUGUUAGAGGCGGUGGAUCAUUUGAAGCUUAAGAAGAAGAAACUUCAAUAAAAAUUGGGAAAUGGGUAGAAUUGUGGGAGAACUUUUAAAAUUAUGCUGAAAUUACUUAACAUGGUUAAUAUGAUAUGAAAGGUAAAAAGGUAGGAAGAUGGGAUUAUUAGUUUAAAGAAUAUGAAGAUGGAUGGUGGAUAAAUAAAUAAAUGUAGAUUUAAUUAUUAUAGUGUAUUAGAGGCGGUGGAACAUAUGAUAGUUCUUUUGGAAUUAAGAUUGGAAUGUGGAUAGAAUUAUGGGAAGGCUUUUCGAGAUUUACAUAAGUCACAUAUAAUGGUGAAUAUAAUUAGUUAGGUAUGAAAGUGGGUAGAUGGAAUUCCUGGUAUAAGGGAGAGUUUUAGAAGUAAUAUAAAUUAAUGUACAUAUAAUUUCAAAAAUUUAUUAUAUUAGAGGAGGUGGAUUAUAUGAGAAGGGUUAGAAAAUUGGGAAUUGGAUAGAAUUGGAUGAUCAACUUAAUUUUAGAGAAUUAAUCACGCAUAAUGGAGAAUAUAAUGUGAAAAGUAUAAAAGUUGGUACUUGGGUGGAAAUGAAGUAUGAUUCAGAUAAGAAAGAAUUUUUGAAAAUAAAAGAAAAGUAAUAUGAUAAUUGA